Messenger RNA from Momordica charantia (bitter melon), 1164 nucleotides. RefSeq lists its product as uncharacterized. The record is from RefSeq and is a predicted model, not a curated record. NCBI's taxonomy places the organism in Eukaryota, Viridiplantae, Streptophyta, Magnoliopsida, Cucurbitales, Cucurbitaceae.
CCCAAUUUUGCUUGUUCCCUGCAAUCUUCGGUCUUGUUUUUCUCUUCUCGCAAACAUUCUCUGCAAAAAGAAAUCUACCUUUAGGACUCUCCUUGAAGAACACGUUCUUGUAUUUCCUCGAUUCUUUUGUAUGCUUCAAUUCAAUUUUCAAUUUCAUAAUUUAGAAAAAGGUUUCCGUUUCCGUUUUGGUUUUGGUUUCGAUUUUGUGUUUAGUUUCUCCCGAUAAAGAGAGCGGAAGCCGCGAAUCCAAUAAUCUCAAUUCCUUCGUGAAUCUUCCUUUUCUUCCAAACAUCAACUAUCCGAUCGAAAUUUUGAUUCCUUUCUGAAAUCGAUGUUCCUUACUUCACCACAGAACCACAGAUUUCGCCAUUUAUCUCAGUUCAUCGCACUCAUUGACGAGAGAAAAGCAGAAGAAGAAGAAGAAGAAGAAGAAUCGACGCCAUGAAGAAGGUCCAUCCAGUGCCAAACAGCCAAAACAUUACUGUUCAAUACAAUCCAAAUGGCCGCAACUCGCGCUUUCGUGCUCAAGCGUUUCUAGGUUUAAGCCCUAAGAAACUCCAGCGUUUGCCCCACGUCUUCAGCCGGGUUCUGGAGCUCCCGUUUCGGUCCGAUGCCGAUGUUUCGAUUUCCGAAAACAGGAAUUGCUUCCGAUUCGUAGCGGAAACCGAGGGAAUUAGCCAAGAAUUUAGGGCACAUACGGUUCAAAUUCAUCCUGGGGUUAUCAAGGUUGUGGUCAGACAAAUUAGGCCUCUGGAAUUGUGGUUGGAUGAAUCGGAGAUCGACGCGUGGAGAUUUCGACUGCCGGAGACGACUCGGCCGGAGCUUGCAACCGCCAAGUUCGCCGGAGGGAAGCUGAUCGUGACGGUUCCGAAGACGGAGAACGCCGGAGAAAAAGGUGCGUGGGGGGAUAAGAGUGGGGGUUUCAGAGGAGGUCAUUUGGUGCUUGUACAGUGAAUUAAAUCGUUUCUCUGUUGCAAUCUCCAUUGUUGAGCAAUUUUAAUAAGAUCUGAUUAACUGCCCUGAUUUUCUCCCUCUUAGCUGAAUUAAUCAAUAUAGGUUGAUUUUCAAAGAACUUGAAGAGCAACUUUUUUCUUUAUUUCAUUUGAUUGAGAUGAGUUCUGAUUUGUUUUUCAUGGCUUGAAACUGUUUGGGUUUUGCUGUUGC